CUCUUCAGGGCAGCUGGAGCAUGCAGGACCAACAGCAGCAGCCAGGCUGGCUUUUUAAUCCCUGGCUCUGUUGCAGGGAGGGCAGAGGGGAGGGCUGCAGGCCGGGGAAUGCAGAGAGAUCCCUGCCUGGACAAGGAACCGGGCAGCUCCCAGGUUUCUGGGCAUCCACCUCUGCAGCCCAAAACAUCCUUUGCUAAGAAGGCGACCCCCCUGUUAUUGUGGGAAGAUCGGCCACAAGAUGAGGGGUGUGGGCCUGAUCUCUUGCUUUUGGUGGGCGGGGGGGGGGGGAACGACAAAGGGAGAAGGAAGCCCGGGGGCGGGGUGUCCCUCUCAGCCAGAAGUGGCCCCUGUGCCCUUGGCUGCGAAUGUCAGCAAUCAGACACGGCUGUUUUCUCAAGAUUUGCAAUAGCUUUUGGACAGAACCCCCCCCCCCCUGGGGCGCAUAGAGGAGACCUCCAACCCCUCCCCCCCCCAUCCAAGUCCUGGAGGAGGGAGUUGCUUUUCCCUCUGCCCGGUGCCUGCAGCAGGAGCCACUAAGGGAGCUGAGCCUUGGCGGGUGGGGGGUCAGGGACUGGGCAGCCCAGGGUGGCAGAUUUCUCAUCCUGCUGUGUUCCAAGAACCUGCUUGGCAUUUGAGCCCUCCCUUCGCUUCCCUGGUGCUGGGCAAAGGAGGUCAUGGGUGGGGUUGGCAGAGAUGCCAAGGUUGGUGGAAACCUGAUCUUGUAACCUUAUCCUGGUGCUUUUGUAUCGGCCCGAUAAUCCCCUGCACCAGAGCCUCUCCCAUAUCCCAUCUUGGGAGGCGCCGGCUGCGGCCCUGGAUCUCUCCACGUUAGAAAACAGGACACUGGCGCAGCCAAAGGGGUUGCUGGGCAUUUGGAGAGAGCUCCCCAUUGCCAGCGUAGAACAGCCAGGGGGGCUCUGCUCUCGGCUGGGUGUCUCCUGCUGGGGGGCAGAGAGAGGCUCUGCAACAGGUGCUCGGAUGGGCCGCUUUGCUGAAACUGCUCCCGCGGGGGAGGCCCUUGGAGUUGGGAAGGGCUCCGAGUGGGGGGGGGGCUACUCAUCCUUUUCACCUUCCUGACCACCCCCCUGCCCACUUUCCUUCUGCAGCGGCCCUGCAGGAUCCUGGCAUCUCAGGCUUUUCUGCAGAAGCCUUGGGUGGCAUUGCUGGGCACCGCCUGACACAGACAAGGGACAGGAAGCUUUGCCAGCAGCCUCUGGACCAUCUGCAGCGAUGGGCACCCAUCCUCCCCCGCUGUCCCAGGCCAGUCCACUGGCUUGGGGGUCCCCAGUGGCCGGCAGGUGGGAAGGGCCUCCCUGCCCGGCGAUUCUCCCAAGGAGCCCGUGGGGUGCAGGGCAUGUUCUGCCCUGAGGCCCAAGGUGGGGGGUGGCCUGGCAGCCGCUCUGGUCCCAGGGAGAAAGUGUUACGCAAGCAGGUGAUGCGGCUAUUAGAGCCUGAAAGCCACCUCAACUCCAACGCCCAGCCUGCCUUCGGAGCCGCCCUGAGCGAUCAGGUUCUACCAGGAGGGGAGACGCCUUCCUCUUGGUACCUGUACCCAGGGCAUAAAAGCAGGCACCUGUGCCCGCUGGCUCAGUCCAAGCCUUCUCCUGGCCGGGCCAGCCAGGGUUUCAACCAUGGAAGCCAGCGCAGCCACACUUCUCCUCCUGGCUCUCUGCCUUUCCUGCCUCCUGCUGCUCCGAGGAGGAGGAGGGCGACGGGGCACCAAGGCACGCCUGCCUCCCGGACCUCGGCCCUUGCCCAUCAUCGGCAACCUGCCUCACCUGGAUACCAAGAACAUGAUCAAGUCUCUGCUGCAGCUCAGCAGGCAGUACGGCUCGCUCUUCACCAUCCACUUGGGGUCCCGGCCGGUGGUGGUGCUCUGUGGGUACCAGAUGGUGAAGGAGGCCCUGGUGGACCGAGGCGAGGAGUUCAGUGGCCGCGGAGACAUGCCGGUCUUGUUCCGAUUCACUCAGGGGAACGGCGUCGCCUUCUCCAACGGGGAGAAGUGGAAGAUCCUGAGGCGCUUUGCCAUCCAGACCUUGCGGGACUUCGGGAUGGGCAAGCGCAGCAUUGAGGAGCGAAUCCAGGAGGAGACCCAGUGCCUGGUGAAGGAGCUGGCCAAGAGGACAGAGCCCUUUGACCCCACGUUCCUGCUGGGCUGCUCGGUCUCCAACAUCAUUUGCUCCAUCGUCUUUGGAGAUCGGUUUGACUACGAGGACCAGCAUUUCCUGACCUUCAUUGGGCUGAUCAACGACAACUUCCGCCUCUUCAGCUCUCCUUGUGCCCAGAUGUACAACAUUUUCCCUCACAUCAUGUAUUACCUGCCUGGACCACACAACCGUAUAUUUGCCAACUUUGAGAAGCUGCGGGUCCUGGUGAGGGAGAUGGUCAAGGCCCACCAGGCCAGCCUGGACCCCAGCUGCCCACGCGACUUUAUAGACUGCUUCCUCCUGAAGAUGCAGCAGGAGAAGGAAGACCCUUGCAGCUUCUUCCACACCGACACUUUGAUCAUGACUACCCACAACCUCUUCUUUGCGGGCACCGAGACCAUCAGCACCACCCUCCGCUACGCCAUCCUCAUCCUCAUGAAGUUCCCCGAAGUGGCUGCCAAGGUGCAGGAGGAGAUUGCGAAGGUCAUUGGCCCCGAGCGCCUCCCCUCCGUUGCUGACCGGGCGAGGAUGCCCUACACGGAUGCCGUGAUCCACGAGGUCCAGAGGUUUGCAGACAUCAUCCCCAUGGGCAUCCCGCACGCCCUGACCAAGGACACCCAUUUCCGGGGCUUCUUCUUUCCGGAGGGCACCAACGUCCUGACUUUCUUCCACUCCGUGCACCAAGACCCCACCCAGUUCAAGGAGCCCGACAGGUUCGACCCCGGGCACUUCCUGGACGAGGAGGGCGCCUUCCGCCGCUCCAACGCCUUCAUGCCCUUCUCGGCGGGGAAGCGGCUGUGCCUGGGCGAGGCCUUGGCGCGCAUGGAGCUCUUCCUCUUCCUGACCGUCCUCCUGCAGCGCUUCUCCUUCCAGCCCGGCUGCCCCCGCGACCAGCUCGACCUCUCGCCCCUCGCCAGCGGCAUCGGGAACGUGCCUCGGCCCUACACCUGCCGCCCGCUCCCCCGCUGGGACGAUGUUGGCAUAGCGCUGCAUCUCGUGGAUGACGGCGUCCGUGUAGGGCAUCUGACUCCGGUCGUCCAUGCAGGGGGCACGGUUGUCCCCAAUGACCCGGUCGAUCUCUUCGUGCAGCUUCUCUGCCGGAAGAACUCCGGAGUCACCACAAGAGCCACAAAGGGCCCCCCUUCAUCUGUGCCCCCCCCCCCGUUUACCUUCCACCUCGGGGUGCCGCAGGAGGAUGAGCAGCCCAUAGCGCAGGGUGGAGCUGACCGUCUCAGUGCCAGCAAAGAAGAGGUUGACGGUGGUCUUUGCCAUCGUGUCCUUGUUGAAGUGAGAACUGGGGUUGCCCUUUUCCUGCAAGGCGGCAGAAACCAGCCUGUUUUGGUCCUUCUAACGGAGCUGCAAAGAUGCUCCUUGCUGGUUGAGAAACUGAGGCCAAGGGAUCUUGCUGGCGGGUUUCAGGAAUCAGAGCCCACAACGAAGGGCCUUUUCGAGCAGGGCCUGGGAAGCGAAGGCUCAGCCUGGCUGUCCCCCAACGGAGCUGCCCUCGAGGCCCGAGCAGAGCCAGCAGGGCUCCCCGGCCCUGGGUGCAAGACCCCCAAUGGAGAUGCAGCAACCCCCGUGGCCUCCUCCGAGGAACCCUGGGCCUGGGGGUCCGGGAGAAAGCCCCUUCCCCUCUCGGCAGAGCCGGGCAGGGGCCACGGCGAUACCUGCUGGAUCUUGAUGAGGAAGCAGUCGAUAAAAUCCCUGGGGGAGUUGGGGUCCAGGGUCUGCCUGUUCAUCUCCAGCCGCUCGCCCACAAACUUGGCCAGCUUCAGGUGGGUGAAGUGUAUCUCGUUAAAGGAUAAUCGGUGUGGAAAGCUUCUGUCAGUGACCUCUCCCCGGUUGCUUUGGACAAAGCCACCCAGGGGGAUCUGCAGGACAGGGAUUUCAUGGUUGAACCUGCAGUCACUGAACGUAGCUGGAAGUCAGAGCUGGAUGGAUAUGCCCAGGCUGUCUACCAUAGAGCUGGUCCCUCAUUCACCGUUGCUGCUGCUGCUGCUGCUGCUGCUGCUGCUCUGGGUCUCCUUCACGUUAAGUGGGAGGAAGAAGGGCAUGAAAGCCCCCCUGCCCCCUGGGCCCACCCCACUCCCCAUCCUGGGGAACUUUCUCCAGCUGGACCGGAAGAAUCUGGUCCAGUCCCUGAUGGAGAUGGGCAAGGAGUACGGGCCGGUGUUCACCGUCUUCCUGGGACUGCAGCGGGUUGUGGUCUUGUGUGGCUACCAAGCCGUGAAGGAGGCCUUGGUGGACCAGGCAGAGGAGUUCAGUGGGCGAGGGCAGCUGCCCGCCUUCUCCAAGGACUUCAACCACCAUGGGAUUGUGUUUGCCAACGGGCAGCGCUGGCAGCAGCUCCGCCGCUUCUCCCUCACCACCUUGAGGAACUUUGGGAUGGGCAAGCGGUCCAUUGAAGAGCGGAUCCAGGAGGAGGCCCAGUGCCUGGUGGAGGAGCUCCGGAAGGCCGAAGGGACGCCCUUUGACCCCACCUUCCUUCUUAGUCGCGCUGUCUCCAAUGUCAUCUGCUCCGUUGUGUUUGGGAAUCGGUUCGAGUACAGCGAUGAAAAAUUCCUCCGGCUGAACAAGCUGAUAACGGAGCGUUUCUGCAUUGCCAGCUCAACCGAAGCCGCGCUCUACAACAUCUUUCCGGAGAUCAUGGAGAAGAUCCCUGGAGUGCAUCACGCAGGCCACAGGUGCUCUCAGCAGAUCAUCGGCUUCAUAAAGGAGAGGAUCCAGACGCAGCAGGCCUCGCUCGAUCCUUGUGCUCCCCAAAAUUACAUUGAUUGUUUCUUGGCAAAGAUGGAGCAGGAGAAGCACAACCCGGAUUCUGAAUUCUGCAUGGAGAAUUUGGUGAUGGCCACGUUCAACCUCUUCUUUGCUGGCACAGAGACCAUCAGCACUACCCUGAGAUUCGGCUUCCUCAUCCUGAUGAAGCAUCCACAGGUCCAAGAAAAGCUCCACAAGGAGAUCGACCGAGUGAUCGGGGCUGGCCGCUGGCCCUCGGCUGACCACAGGCGGCAGAUGCCCUACACGGAGGCGGUGCUGCACGAGAUCCAGAGGUUCAGCGACAUCCUGCCCAUGAGCCUCCCGCAUGCCCUCACUCGAGACACCCACUUCAGGGGAUACGCCAUCCCGAAGGGGACCUACGUCUACCCUCUACUCAGCACGGUGCACUACGACGCUGAGCAUCACGCCAGCCCUGAGCAGUUUGAGCCCCGGAGAUUCCUGGACAGUCACGGCCGUUUCAAGACGGCAGACGCCUUCAUGCCUUUCUCCGCAGGGAAGCGGCUGUGCCUGGGCGAGGGCCUGGCCCGCAUGGAGCUGUUCCUCUUCCUCACCACCAUCCUGCAGGCCUUCACUCUCACGUCACCGGUGCCCCUGGGUGAGGUCAGCAUUGUGCCCGAUGCCAGUGGUGUCAGCCGUGUGCCCAUGAGAUACCAGCUCUUGGUGGUACCACGCCAAGCUUGA
Messenger RNA from Notechis scutatus (mainland tiger snake), 5606 nucleotides. The record is from RefSeq and is a predicted model, not a curated record. NCBI's taxonomy places the organism in Eukaryota, Metazoa, Chordata, Lepidosauria, Squamata, Elapidae.